Messenger RNA from Syngnathus acus (greater pipefish), 1345 nucleotides. RefSeq lists its product as uncharacterized. The record is from RefSeq and is a predicted model, not a curated record. Gene Ontology annotation, biological process: glycine biosynthetic process; tetrahydrofolate biosynthetic process; folic acid metabolic process. Gene Ontology annotation, molecular function: dihydrofolate reductase activity; NADP binding. Gene Ontology annotation, cellular component: mitochondrion. The coding region runs from base 140 to 718 and encodes 192 amino acids. Lineage: Eukaryota; Metazoa; Chordata; Actinopteri; Syngnathiformes; Syngnathidae. The transcript has 7 exons.
AUUCCACAUUCUGCGAAUUAACCCAAUGGCAAAAGAAGCUCGGUGGGCGUUAUCAGACAAGCUCGGAACAGGAUCUGAGCUCAACUCGGAAUCGGACCUGAACUUCUUGUGGGUACACCAGUAAUGUGGGUUUCUGAAGAUGGAAGUGCAAAAGAAACCUGUACGCGUCAUCGCAGCGGCGUGCAAAGACAGAGGCAUUGGAAAAAAUGGCACACUGCCCUGGAAAUUACCAUCUGAGUUCCAGUACUUUCUCAGCAAUGUUACGCAAGUCUCAAAACCAGGAAAGUUCAAUAUGUUGGUGUGGGGCAAACUGAGCUGGUUCUCCAACCCUCAGACUAUGUUCCCAAUGGCUAAUGUUUUACAUGCUGUACUGAGUGAAACACUGGAGACAGUCCCAGAUCAUGCCCACUUCCUUUGUCAAGACCUAGAGAGUGCUUUCCUUUUGGCUGCAAAGUAUCCACUUGCAGACUUGAUUGAGACCAUAUGGGUUGUUGGAGGCACUCGGGUCUACAAGGAUGCACUGGAUCAUCCCUGGUGUGAUUUGGUUUUCCUGACAGAUAUUAUGGCUGAAUUUGAGUGUGAUGUUUUCUUCCCUGAGAUGGAUCCACAAGUUUUCAAAAAACAGGAAAGAUUUGCUGGAGUGCCAAGUGGAACCCACGAGGAGAAUGGCAUUAAAUAUGAAUUCCAGGUAUUCAAGAAGAAAGAUUCACAAAGAUGAAGAGAAUUUUUUCAAUGACACCAGUGAGGUUAAGUGACCUUUUCAAUGUCUGUUAUGUUGUUGUAAUGUCACUGUGUGUGGUAAUAGUUCUCAUUGAUCCACUAGAGAGAGACAAAGCACUAAACAAAAACUGUAGCUCAAGUGUAAAUUGCAAACUUGAGAUAGGAUACACAUUCUGACAGGAAACCCAUAUACCCACACACACAAACACAUUUAUAUUAUUAUAUUAAGUCAUCAAUAAGGAGUUAAACUUAAUUAUUUAUCUCACCAAGACGUUUAGGGCAAUUCAUUCUCUGAUUCCAACAUCUUUUCCUUUGAAAUGAGCAAGAAUGUGAGCUAGGAGGCCCUCACAUCCUACAUCGCUGACGUCUAUCCUCAUAAAUGUAUUCUGAAUGAUUGCAAAGCAUUUCAAACAGGAAUGUCGGUGUGAUAUCGACAAUGUCUUUUAGAAAGUUAAAGAGUGACCCUUGUUAUACCUGCAAAGGGAGACCGCAUCUAUUUUUUCCCUACCACUUGCAGGAGAGUAACCAGCAUACAGUUCAAUACAUUUAACAUAACAUUCACUGCAGAGUUUGACUGAAGACUGUACUUAAUACAAAAGAUUAAAAGAUAUCAACCCACUUCAAA